This is a messenger RNA of Metarhizium robertsii ARSEF 23, 1164 nucleotides long. Its product is annotated as transcriptional activator HAC1. Lineage: Eukaryota; Fungi; Ascomycota; Sordariomycetes; Hypocreales; Clavicipitaceae. The transcript is spliced from 3 exons. The record is from RefSeq and is a predicted model, not a curated record. Gene Ontology annotation, biological process: positive regulation of transcription by RNA polymerase II. Gene Ontology annotation, molecular function: DNA-binding transcription factor activity, RNA polymerase II-specific. The coding region runs from base 1 to 1164 and encodes 387 amino acids.
AUGGCGCUCCAGCAAGCAUCCCCAGUGGCCAAGUUUGAGGCCUCACCAACCGAGUCCUUCAUCUCUCUGCCUGGUGACAACUACUCACCCCUCUUCGCCCCCAGCACUCCCUCAUCAACCAUCAACCCCAUCGACAUGAUGACCCCUCAGUCCUUUUCAGAAGACAAGCAGACCCCUCAACUGCCUGCCAUCAAGGAAGAGUGCGGAGCCAGCCCCUCGCCCGAGGACAUCCCUGCAUCAUCAGAGAAGAAGCAGACAAAGAAGAGGAAAUCAUGGGGCCAAGUUCUCCCAGAGCCCAAGACAAACCUUCCCCCGAGGAAGCGAGCCAAGACUGAGGACGAGAAGGAGCAGCGACGUGUCGAGCGUGUUCUUCGGAAUCGUCGCGCGGCCCAGUCUUCACGAGAGCGAAAGCGCCUCGAAGUCGAGGCGUUGGAGCAUCGCAAUAAGGAACUCGAAGCGAUGCUCACCACCGCAAAAUUGGCCAACUUCGCGUUGCUAGAAGAGCUGAAACAGUUCAGACGCGAUACUGGUGUUGUCACUCGAUCAUCGUCGCCCUUGAACCCGCUCCGUGACGCUCCUCUGUCUCUGUCACCAGAGCUGUUUAGUUCCCAAGAUGGCCACAACCCUUUAAAGGAUACUGCCAACCUGGUAGACGAACUCAUCAACUCGACUGUCAACCCUACGGUCAACCCAGCCUCACUGUCUCCCGCGCUGUCCCCUGUCCCCGAUGAGACCCAAACUGAUGAAGCCUCAAAGGAGGCGCAACCUGCAGUGUCACAAGUCGGCGAAGGUGCCCAAGUCGUUCCAGGACUCGCAGACUCCGAUGUCGCCCUACUUGGUAUGGGCUCUGCAGCUCCGGAUGAUGCUGCUUUCAGCCUCGGCGAUUCUUUCGGCCUGUCAAAGGCCUCUGACACAGAUCGCUAUGUCCUCGAAAGCGGGCUUCUCGCUUCUCCCAGCUCCUCAACUCUUGACGACGAUUAUCUGGCUGGUGACUUUGCCACCGGCUUCUCGGGUCAGUCAACCUUCGACCCCUUCAACAUCGACGACUUCCUCAACGACGAGGCCAACCAUGUCGCCUCUGACAUUAUGGCAGCGAGCGACUAUGCCGCUGCGGACCACGGCUUCGAGCCCAAAGUCAAUGACGCUGAGAUUCAAGUCCCUUAA